Fusarium verticillioides 7600 is the source of this 2142-nucleotide messenger RNA. RefSeq lists its product as hypothetical. Lineage: Eukaryota; Fungi; Ascomycota; Sordariomycetes; Hypocreales; Nectriaceae. The transcript is spliced from 7 exons. The record is from RefSeq and is a predicted model, not a curated record. The coding region runs from base 1 to 2142 and encodes 713 amino acids.
AUGCCGCUUAUGCUGGUGCCCUACAACGAUGCCAUGCGUUUUGGCAUAGGAUAUAACUCCUACACCCAGACCAUGUGCAUCGAUUACGCGGUUGAAGUGUCAGAAGGGAACACAGUUGUUUCCGAGAACACUCCGCAGAAGGUUACCUACUCGGUCAAGGCUAUCGCACGGGCCUCUGAUUUGCUAGAUGAGAUGAAUAUAUCGAGAGCUGCUACCAUUCAAAACGGCAUGGUCGAAGUCCACGGCACCUCGAACGCCUUGGACAUUGCUGAGAUCGAAGACGCUGAUAUCACCUUGAUGAUAUCAGUGAAAGUCAUAAGCCAGACAACUAGUCUGGGAGCCUCCGCGCCGUUCAAACCAAUCCACAGUCUCCUCCCUGGUUCUACCGGCUUUACCGAGGCAUUUGGGGACUCUUAUAUAUCGGGCUUCAUCCGAGGUGGCUUUUUGACCAUCAUCAUUCCGUUCUCCUGCUCCAACCUAAGGAACAAAGAAGAGUUGAUCCGACGUGUCAAGCAGGCCUCAUCUAGUCAUAGUGCCGAGUUAGCUAAGAUUGCCAGAGAUCUCACCGACAUAUCGUCCUUGGACAGCGUUAAGGCUGUAAGACCUACCAUUUUGACAGGUGGUGGCCAGAUAGAUGUUGGAGAGGAGCCCUGUAAUAUAAACUACGCCUUGGGAAAGGCCAUGGAUUUCCCUGGCCAUGUCCGCCAAAACCCGCAGAGAACAUGGGCUAUACUAGCUAAGUACGAGGCCAAUCGUGGCUUUGUUGAGUGGUCCCCACGUCAGACAAUGUCUCCUACUGACUAUAGCGGCAUUGGCUCAUUCACUUCUGAACUCUUUGAUAGCUACGUGCAAUACAAGUGCCUGUCCAGGGAGGUUCAGCAUAUCAUUUCUCACCGAGAUCAGUAUGUCCAAGUCGACAAGCCUAGGGCUAUCCCGCUCGAUGUCCACACUCUCCAGGCCGUUGAAGACGCGCUGGCUAGUGAGAUGAACAAGAUAGUUGAAGUGGUAAACACCUUGGCACGCCAACCAGAACUUCUGCCGAAGAAAAGCUACCUCGAUUGGAAUGCCAACGACAAACUCGUGCAAAGGAUCAUCAACGAAGCCAUUCACCUAAAUGUAUCAGAGGAAGAAUCCCCGACACGAGACCAUGGUUCCCUGAACCGUUACUCUCCCAGCGAGACAAGUGGUGGCUUCGAGGAGAUUUAUACCCCUCAGACUUCAGAUGUGGACUCAGCUAGUCUCAUUAGGAGGCCUGCCAGGUUUUUGAACAAAUCAGAGCCUGUCAACGAUCUGAAGCUGCACAUGCUGAUCCCUCCUGGAGUUUGGGCUGAGUUGCUACCGAAGAGAACUGAAACUACCGCCAGCGACAUUGAAAAGAGCACCAAGGCUGAAACUGCGAUCAAGAAAAAGGUUAAAAGGUUUCAAAAACUGCAGAUUAUGGCUGCUGUUUGUGGAACUUACGAUAUUGCAUUGAAAUUGCAGCAAAAGAUGUUCUCUGGCCCAAAGAGUGAUAACUUGUUUUAUUUGGACACCGAAGUCAAAGAGCUCGAAACCGUAUUUUCAGGUGGAUACUUAACCCUCAGGAGAACUUGGAACCUUUCAGUUAUCUACAAGUACACCGACGGACCUAUAAGAGUUUGUUUUCUUGGUCAUGAUACCUGUUCAGCUGAGCAGCCAGAGCUAUUUAAGAUCACCAAAAAGUCGCAACACCAAAGAGUCAAAGGUGUUUGUUGCUCCAUGUGUGAUUUCCGGCUAUUCUGUGUGAUAUAUGGAGGAAAGAUCUAUCACACGCCAUGUGAACUCGAGCGAUUCAUUGAGAAUGCCGAUCACGGUAAUUCAGGGCUCUGGCCUUGCAUUCGGUUCAAUGGGGAGACUCUUGGAGAUGAUUAUCGGCACACGAAUGACGCAACCGGCGUCGUAUUCUAUGAAUACCUAAACGCGCCAGGGAUUCAGAGCGCUGUUACCUUGGGUAACAAGGGUUGCCUUUUGAAGAAUCAGCGACAACUUGCUGAUCUCGCUGAAGAGACUGGAAAUGAAGGCAUCGAACAUGGCAACAACGAAAUCGAACGGCAUACAGUCCAUUUGCAAAAAGAAACAUCGGUACCAAGUGAGUCAAGUCGAGUUCCUCUCUUUACGCUGUAA